This is a messenger RNA of Lepisosteus oculatus (spotted gar), 6073 nucleotides long. RefSeq names its product microfibril associated protein 3. Lineage: Eukaryota; Metazoa; Chordata; Actinopteri; Semionotiformes; Lepisosteidae. The record is from RefSeq and is a predicted model, not a curated record.
GACCUGUGACCUUCGGCGCUCAACGUGGAAGUUUGCUGCCUUCCCCCACAACACGAACCACGAACCGUCCACCAGAAACCACGCCUGGAUUACUCUUCGCUUGCGGCGACAAGCAGGAAGUGGACGACACGGGCAGUUCCGGUUCCUGUGUGCCGAACCAGGAAGUGCGGGAGCGAGGGUAAUGUUUACUGAACACCGUUUUAUCAAAGAAGACCCGCAGCCGCUCAGACCCCAGUUCCCCGGGGAUUUCGUUCUGAAUUUCUCAGCUGCUUUCCCCUGCAUUUUGGAUACGUGCGUGGCAGUUGCCCUGCGCCGACAGCCGGAUAUGUUGCUCGCAAGAAGGGGCCAAGCUGUAUUCCUGCUUCUCUACGCGAGCUGUGCCGCCGCGCAGGGGGCGGACGGACCCCAGAGCGACCCGCCGGGGAACAGCUCCAUGAUUCCCGCCCACCGCCUGGCUAGCCUGCCCGCCCUCCGGGACAUCGUGGUGAAGGAGGGCUCCAGCACUCUCAUUGAGUGCAACGUGACGGGGAGCCAUGAGGGCAUCCAGUGGUACAACUCCAAGGGGCACGUCCUGGACGAGGAGGGCGGAGGGGGGAAAUGGCUCAUUUUGGAUAAAGGCAUCUUGAACAUCACCACUGUGACUUUCGAAGACCGAGGCAGGUACACAUGUAUAGCAUCCGGCCCGUCCGGGACCUCCAACUACACCAUCACCCUGCGCGUGGCGUACACGUACAGCGGCCUGGGCCUGUACUACGUCAUCGUGUGCCUGGUGGCCUUCACCAUCAUCAUGGUCCUCAACAUCACCCGCCUCUGCAUGGUCAGCAGCCACCUGCGCAAGACGGAGAAGGCCAUCAACGAGUUCUUCAGGACGGAGGGGGCAGAGAAGCUGCAGAAGGCCUUCGAGAUCGCCAAGCGCAUUCCCAUCAUCACCUCCGCCAAGACUCUGGAGCUGGCCAAAGUCACCCAGUUCAAGACGAUGGAGUUCGCCAGGCACAUCGAGGAGCUGGCGCGGAGUGUCCCCCUGCCUCCCCUGAUCCUGAACUGCAGGGCGUUCGUGGAGGAGAUGUUUGAAGCUGUUCACCUCGAGGACCCGGGCCAGCCCAGGAAGGCGGGCAAAGAAUGCCAAGCCAUCGACCGAUGCCCAGACGGGUGCCAGGACAGGGUCUACAGCAUCGAGUCGGCGGUUCAACAUGGCGGCGCGCAGGAAGCACUCCUCGGGGAAGAGGCCGUGCAGGAGCGGAGCCGGGAAGUGCAGGUGUCCAUCCACAAGGAAUCCAGCACCGGGGCCCAGAGCGAAGGCCUGAGAGAGAACGAGGAAGAAUCGUCUCCCUCCGCGCUGGAGGCAAGCGCCUCUCAAUGCGUCGUUUAUGAAAGCCACAUCUAACGAGGAUGUGACUGCAGGUCUCGCUGGCUGCAGUCUUCUGGGCGUUGGGUGUGCUUUAGACCCACGAAGGCAUUGUCAGUGCAGGCUGUAAGAUCAUUCCAGGGUGGAAAGAAGACUUUUAACAUUCAGAGCUUGCCACAGCUCCAGGCAGAGGUGAAAACAAAACCCCAAGUGCUCCUGUGUUUUGUAGGGUUGCACCAGUUCACUACUGGUCCCCAGAUCAGGAUCUCCUGUCUUGGCCAGGUCUGUCCAGGACCUUAUUUUCCCAGCGCAUGCCUUCACAGAAAGGAGACCAUCUUGAAAGUAAGAUGGAAUUGGCUCAAUUAAAAUGUUAAAAGCAUAGACCUCUUUAAAACAGAGUUUAGGCCCUUGGACUGGAGCUGUUUCCCUGGAGCUUACAUCAAGAUAUAGAUUUAUAAAAAUACAUUUGGUGCACAUAAUUGGUGGGACUAACUGGGUAUAUUCAUUGCUGUUGGGUACAGAGGAACUCUUCAUUACUCAAAAAAAAAAUCCUUGGAGUGUAGUGGUAGUUUUGUGUUUUGUAAAUCAUUUCCUAUUUGUUAGUGUUUCCCAGGUGAUUGAAGCAGUGCUGGAAUGCUGUGCAGCAUUUCCUUCAAGAGAGGCUGGUGCUUUCACAAUGACCAGCUACUGUUCGCUUCGGGCUGCCAGUGAAACGGCAUGCAGGGGCCUGCCGGGCGGCUCAGCUGGUACAGGCACUCGCCCGGGAGCAGGUGGAGCUCUGUGAUCAGGGGUUCAAGCCAGGGUCGCGUCACUGGCAAAAUAUGCAUGGAUCUUCCCCAAGCGAGGAUGAACGACGGGUGCUGGUUGUGGGUGGGACUAGCCACUCAAAGAGUGACUCCCAAGCGCCGCUGUCGGUGGGGGACGCGGCCCUCCUCCAAUCGGCACUCGCGCUGCGAUAUUGGGCGGUGCUGCCCAGGGCGUGUUCAAAGGCCCGCGCCUCCAAGGUGUCGGGCCUUUGAACUCGUUCUCCCCCCGUGCGCCGCGGUGGUGCAGCCUGGGGCUCAGGCGCCACACAAAAAAAUCCGUUCUCUGCUCCGAGGGGAGUGGGUAGAACUAAAAUCGUCAUACGGAAGCUAAAGAAAAAAAUCAAAUAUAAACACCACCCGCUUCUUUUCCUACUGUUGGUUUAUUGCUUCCUGGGACUAAAGUCCUAAGAACUGAAGAGAAGCAAAACUGUCUGAGGGGGGCAAGCGCAGCUCUUCCCGUUUCUCCCCACUGUGUGUCAGAUCUGCUCUCCGUUUCCCGGGCCUUAGGAAUGGUUCUGAGCGCGGUGCUGCACGUCGCUGGAGAGGCACACGGGCUCCGGGAGCGCACCCUGCAGUCGGGAAAACUGUGCUUCUUGAAAUAGAAAAUAGAAAUAGAAAUAGAAGCCUGGAAUGUCAUGAGGAGAACAGGAAGGCAUUCCCUCCCAGAAGGAAGUGAUGUCUUUAGCAUUAAACACUCGGAGCUGGAUUAUUAGGCCGUGAUUAGAGGUUGUCCUAGACUUUAGGUAAAAUAGCGUUGUGUAGGCCAGCAUCAGUGCUAAUCAGGGCUUAUGUUCUAUGAUGUGGUGCUCUGUAGUCCUUAAAGUGCACUGUGGCUGCCCCGUAAGAAAAAGUGUAUUUAGCUUACUUGAUAAUGCUUUCAGCAUGUUGUUAUACCUCGUCUUUGUUGUUUCUUCAAGGUCUCAAGUGUGAAUUCAUUAUUUAUUGUGAAGGACCAGCAGUGCAGUGCAUAAAGCAGCAAAAUUGUGAUAGGUUUACACAUUGAUUUUCCUUUAUGUAACUCUCCAUUAGGUAACCUUUUGUUGUUUUGUAUACAAGGAAGAGAUGAUGAUAUGAAGAAGCUUAAUAUUCAGCAAUAACAUUUUCAGGAAAGCUGUAGGAUUUUUUUUGUUCUAAGUCUUUGAGUGUGGUUUAGCUCAUAAUGUAGUUAACGAGCUCAAUUGCAGUGCUGCUCUCGUCCCAGCAGGUGGAAACCUUGUACAAAAACCUUGUAUUUGCGGUGCCAUUUGUUGAGCUGAAAGAGACAACUAUUAUUCUUUCUCAUGGUUGUAAAAAUAAAACAUCCUGGUUUGACAUGUACAGAAGCUUUAUCCAAAGAGCUUUCUAAAAAUGGGAGCUUGUCAGUAUAUUACCUUUUUUAUAGCUGGGAUGGAUGUUAAGUAUUGUAAUUGCUUGCAUCUGUAUGGCACUUUGACAGUUUUCUGUGGAAGAGAUAAUUCAUACAGCACUUUCAGACCCAGAGGAUACCAGUGUGCAUUACGAACAAAAGAGCACCCACAUAAGUGACAUACAGCAGGUCAGGAGGAGAACAGAAACCGCUUCAGUAAGUGAACCUCAGGUGGACAGUCCUUUGUUAAUCCCCUUGUGCUUCAUGAGAUUUUUAAGGCCUCCGUUGAACAUCUCUGUUUUUUUAUAGACAAAUGCAUUGCUGCAUUUUCACAGUAUUUUGUGAUUGAUUAGGGGUAGUCGUAUUUUUUGAUAAUGAGCAUUAAUUUUGUUUAACUUUUUUUUGGUAAAUUUUUAAAUAAGGCAUUAUGGUAAAGGCAGUUGGAUCACUUAGUUUUUGUUUGUUUUACUGAAGGAUAACUAUAUUAGGGCAUUAAGGAAUAUCUGAUUUGUUUCUGUCCAGGGAAUAGAUUAAAAAUGUUACAUUUAAUCCAGAACCACGUAUGUCCUCACUUCACCGAAUGGUCUUAAUGCUGUUCCAGCAUUUGGGACGUUUACCAUCUCCAAAAGCUGUAAAAUCUCUCCCUGAAUGUCCCAUUAAAAAAAAUGAAGUGUGUAAUGUUUAAUAACCUUUUUUCCCAGGAAUCCAUUUUCUCUCUGCAAGUUCUGCAGAAACUGAGAACAAUAUCUGUUUGUCAUUCAAAGAGGGCCUCUGUAUUUGUUUUCUCUCAUCAGUGUGUUUGCCUCACUUAACCAGUGCUGGAGGGGGGAAAAAAAGAUCCUUUAAAGUUUUUUAGCACUUACAGACUCUUCUCUUUGUAUCUGUGAUUUUUGCCUUAUCUGCGGCUUUGAAGUAAUUAUACGACCCGUUUGCAAAAUAUUGGCGAAUGACUUUGAAACAACUGCAGUGUAAGAGAUUGCAUUUUUUUUUUUCAGAUUUAACAUAAAAUGCAGGGGAAAUCAUUUGAUGCGCUGUGAUUUUGUUACUCUGAAUUAUUAUUAUGUUUUCAAAGAAAGGGCCCACUGUGCCAUGGCAAAUUUGUGGUUGCCAUAGAAACACUGUUGCUCGGUCACUAUUCUGUUCCUGAUGCGCUGUAAUUGUUACUAAUGUUCUAAUAAUCAUGGUGCCAUACCUGACGUAAAAGUGAAGCACUCUAGCUUGUUCUGAAAGCGCUCAGGUUUGUUGUUAUGCGGACUGAAUUGUCCUGUUGUCGUGGUCAUGAACUCAUAGUAUAUUAGCAACAGCACUGAGGCUCACUGACCCCAUCCUGCAGAAUGUUGCCAGUUUACGUUUGUUCUGCAUGGGAGCUGAAAUUCUGUUAGGAGGUUUAAUUCAGUGACAUUAUACUAUAAUUACCAUAUAAAGGGUUUGCAUUACAAAUGCUAAAUCCCAUACUUCAACAGUGUGCCUCAGAUGACUUUGCAAGAGUCAGUGUGACUCAAAGAGCAGACUUCUCUCUGCACUCUUUCAGGUCAAGCGUUGUGCGGCUAUAAUAAUGGAACAUGGGUUGUGAAAGUAAACCACAAGUUUGGAAGCUAUUUACCAGCAUGCUUUUAGGCUUUUUAAAUGCUUUGGGUAAAGCAGGAUAUAAUGUGAAUGUGCAGUGGAACAAGAAUGUGGCCCAAUUUGUAACUUGUGUUUUACCAUUAAUUCCUUUCGCACGAAUCAGUUUGAGUGAAGGAGUGCCUAGGACCUUUUGACACGCACUGAAAUCCCCGAGAUCUGCAGUCGAGUUAUUUUUAAUCACUAUGCAGCUCUGGCCUGGAAAGACGCGCCCCUCAUUGUUGAUCCUGCACGAACACACGCGUCCUUGCUUGCAUUUGUGUUCGGCGAUAAACAAAUUGAGUCUCUGAAAGCACUGCCAUGUUCCAGAUUACAGACUUUUUUCAGAUUUAAAAAAUAAAAUGCAAGGGAAAUCCUUCGAUUUUAGGAUUUUUGUUAUUAAAUGGGUUCUUCUGGAUUAUAACACAGUUUGGAUAAGUAAAAGCUCCUUAUUUGGUUAAAAAGCAUCAUAUGACUAUCUGUGUAGAGUGUGAAAUAGAGUAUAUAUACAAGACUAUAUUCUUACUUAAAAAAAGAUAGCCUAGAGCUGCUAAUGCUUUCAGAAUUAAGCAGUUCCCAACACUGUGCAAUGGACUUUGGGUAAGGUCAUACAUUAUACAGAUAUUGAACGGGUUAUGAGGGUUUAGAAGAGAGUCCUUCCUUGAAACACUAUGGAAUAUUGCAUCUAAAUGUUUUAUCCAAGAGCUCUAUAUUUCUUACUUUUCUUCACUCCUGUGUAGUGGUAUAUUAUUUAGUGUAUCCAUAUUGCCAAACUCUGUUUUCCAGGGAAAUAUGUGAAUAGCAACUUAACAUGUGCAGCCUUUUUGUUGUCUGUAUAGGGAAGUGAUCGUCUGCUGUUAUUGUAACUACUUAGUGUGUUUAUUGUUCUGAACCUUGGUGCUGUGUACUGUAAGCGUAAUGUUCACUUGAAUGUCCUUCAGGGUCUUCUUCAAUAAAACCUGAAUAUUUUUGGAA